Sinocyclocheilus rhinocerous is the source of this 2391-nucleotide messenger RNA. RefSeq names its product monocarboxylate transporter 1-like. The record is from RefSeq and is a predicted model, not a curated record. Gene Ontology annotation, cellular component: basolateral plasma membrane. The transcript is spliced from 5 exons. Gene Ontology annotation, molecular function: lactate:proton symporter activity. Gene Ontology annotation, biological process: plasma membrane lactate transport. NCBI's taxonomy places the organism in Eukaryota, Metazoa, Chordata, Actinopteri, Cypriniformes, Cyprinidae. The coding region runs from base 233 to 1627 and encodes 464 amino acids.
AUGUGCAGCAGGGAAUCUAUCAAAGCGGAUGGAAAACUCACACCACACAUCUCCACGAAUCCACGGAGCCAUUCAGAGCUCUCCAUGCUGCUCAGUGAACCGGGGCCGCACACCGCAGACGGAUAGCGCGAAUUUACAACCGGAGUUGGUGAAUGAAAAGUGCAGACUGAUCCAGUGUGUUUGAAGCUCAGCUGAUCCUUCUCCUCUUCGUCGUCAUCGUCAGUGUGUGAAGAUGCCGCCAGCGACAGGAGGGCCAGUGGGCUACACUCCUCCAGAGGGAGGCUGGGGCUGGGCAGUGGUGGUAGGGGCCUUUAUCAGCAUUGGCUUCUCCUAUGCCUUCCCCAAGUCCAUCACGGUGUUCUUCAAAGAUAUCGAGGUGAUCUUCAAUGCCACCAGCAGCCAAGUGUCAUGGAUCUCGUCGAUUAUGCUGGCUGUCAUGUAUGCAGGAGGACCACUCAGCAGUAUUCUGGUGAAUAAGUUUGGUAGUCGGCCAAUCAUGAUUGCUGGGGGCUGUCUGUCUAGCACAGGGUUAGUCGCCGCCUCCUUCUGUAGCACAGUGGAGGGUCUGUACUUCUGUGUGGGAGUUAUAGGCGGCCUGGGUCUGGCUUUUAAUCUGAAUCCAGCAUUGACCAUGAUUGGUAAAUACUUCUACAAGCGCCGGCCAAUAGCUAAUGGCAUCGCGAUGGCGGGCAGCCCAGUGUUCUUGUCCACUCUUGCCCCGUUGAACAGCUGGCUGUAUGAUCAAUUUGGGUGGAGGGGCAGUUUCCUCAUUCUGGGCGGAGCUUUGCUGAACUGCUGCGUUGCGGGGUCACUAAUGCGGCCCAUCGGACCAAAACCACAACCUGCCAGUCCAAAAGAGGAUGGCGAGCCCAAACGUCAAGAGAAAAAGACAUGCAUGCAGACCGUCAACAGCUUCCUGGAUCUGACCCUGUUCACUCACCGAGGCUUCCUGCUGUACCUGCUUGGAAACGUCAUCAUGUUCUUCGGCCUCUUCGCGCCUCUUGUGUUCCUCAGUAAUUAUGCGAAGAGUAAAGAGAUUUCCAAGGAUAAGGCUGCGUUCUUGUUGUCCAUCCUGGCCUUCACCGACAUGAUCGCUCGGCCGUCCAUGGGCAUGGUGGCCAACACUCGCUGGGUCCGUCCACGUAUCCAGUACUUCUUCGCCGCAUCUGUGCUGUAUAAUGGCGUCUGCCACUUGUUGGCACCACUCUCCACCGAUUACGUGGGUUUUGCCAUUUAUGCAGUGUUUUUCGGUGUGGCAUUCGGCUGGCUGAGUUCUGUGCUGUUUGAGACUCUCAUGGACCUGGUGGGCGCUCAGAGGUUCUCCAGUGCUGUGGGGUUGGUGACCAUCGUGGAGUGUGGGCCUGUGCUGCUGGGGCCUCCGAUGUUGGGAAAACUCAAUGAUGAUUACGGUGAUUAUAAAUACACAUAUCAGGGUUGUGGAAUCAUCCUGGUGAUUGCCAGCAUAUUCUUGUUCGUGGGAAUGGGAAUCAACUACCGGCUGGUGGACAAAGAGAAGAGGGAGGAGGAGAAAAGAGCUAAACAGGAAGACAAGGAUGCAGAGACGAAUGUAGACAAUGCCCUGAUCGAGAAGGCAAAGGAGGUGGAUGGAGACGCAUGGGAUGCAUAAGCUGACAUUGCCAAAUGGAGGAAACAAUAUUAUGCACACACACACCAACAAUCUGUCUUCCGGUUUUGACCGUCCAAAAUGAUAAACGCAAAUCAUUUCCCCUCUAAUGCAUCACUCAAUGAUUCAGCCAGUGUUUAAAACAGCACAAAGGACUAUGAUGCCAAGAAAUUCUCCUUUGUGCAAUCCCACACACGUCUCAAAUGUUACUGUCAUUCUCCCAACAUCCAUACGGGGGUGUCUCCGUACCUUAAUGUCACAAUUCACCUUUUUUUGGUAUAUAUUAUAACCAUUAUGAGAGCAUUCCUAGUUUUUGACUCCAGAAUAACACAGUUUAUACACCUUUAAAUGAAACCACAAAAUGCACAUUUCAAAAUAUUUUAUGAGAAUUAUGAUGUGUGACAUUUAAGGUAACAUGCACACAGAAUUUGUCAGUUCAAGACAUGGAAGAAGAAGAAAUAUUUCACUCUUCUGUCUAUCUUCCAUCUUAGAAAUAUAGUGUUUUUUAACUAAAGGUCAUUAUUAUAUGUAGGAUACACUUCUCUCUCUCCCCCCCACCCCCUUUUUUUUAAGUUGAGCUUGAUGUUUUUUUGUUUAGUGCGUGUAUGUAGUCUUCCCUGUUCUGAUUGGCUGGUAGAAAAUAGUGCCAGGCUUUGCUAGACUGCCAUAUAAAGACAAAGUGCAAAAAUUGUCAAGACAGACAGUUUUUGGAUUGAUUUGAUAUCAGCUUUUGUGCUCUGAACAUUUAGUAAAUCCCUUCUGUCACU